Messenger RNA from Trichoderma harzianum CBS 226.95, 753 nucleotides. RefSeq lists its product as hypothetical. The transcript has 4 exons. Gene Ontology annotation, molecular function: oxidoreductase activity, acting on a sulfur group of donors, disulfide as acceptor. The record is from RefSeq and is a predicted model, not a curated record. NCBI's taxonomy places the organism in Eukaryota, Fungi, Ascomycota, Sordariomycetes, Hypocreales, Hypocreaceae. Bases 1 to 753 code for a protein of 250 amino acids.
AUGGACGAGAAGCAUCAGCAUCAGCAUCAACCGCAAAUCAUGGCAUCUCCUCGGCGCUACCGCGCCCGUGAGCUGCUGCUCGUCAUCAUGUGUUUCUUCGUGGGCGUUCACCUCUGGACACACUCCGCCGCAGUGCCCUUUCUGCCACAACAAGCUGCCGAGUUUCUCGCGCCGACACAAGAAGGCAGCGUCAAUGGCCUCGUCCCGUUUGAAGCGCACAUCAUCAGCAAGUGUCCUGAUACCAGGCACGCUCUCCGCAACUUGAUCUUGCCCGUCAUGCAGAAAAUCCACGACAAGGUCGAUUUCAAGCUCUCGUACAUUGGCAAGCCCACUGCCAACGGCGGCGUCGACUGCAAGCACGGUCCCUCCGAGUGCAUCGGCAACAUCAUCGAACUCUGCGCCCACGAGCUGUAUCCCGACCCCAAGAUCUACCUGGGCUUUGUCAUGUGCCUGACCAAGGAUUACCCCCAAAUCCCCGAUCGCACGCUCAUCGAAGACUGCGCCCUCGAGCACGCCAUCGACUUCAACAAGCUCAACGAAUGCGCCGCCCGCGACGAGACCGCCCACGGCAUAGAGCUGCUGCGAAACAGCGUCCAGCGGUCUGCCGAGGCCAACGUGACGAUUAGCUGCACCAUCAGACUCAACAACGAAGUCUACUGCAUCCGCGACGACGAUCAAUGGAAGGACUGCCCGAACGGCCCUGGCGUCAACGACCUCGUUCUCGCUAUCGAGAAGCUGUACCGCUCGUCUUAA